AUGGCACCUGCACUCAACGCAAACCCUACCACGAAACGCGACGAGCUGAGCGCUCCGUCGGCAUCGCACAAGCUCGGCAUGUCGAGCAUGGCGAGCAGGGCGGCAGGCGGCGGUCUCAAGCUCACUGGUCUGCCCGAUCUCUCGGACUCGGCAGGAACGCUGAGCGACAUUUUCGGUACGCCGCAGAUGCGCGAGAUCUGGUCGGACCAGAACCGUGUGGCGUGCUAUCUCGAGAUCGAAGCGGCGCUCGCGAUUGUGCAGGCGGAUCUCGGGAUCAUCCCCAAGAAUGCGGCACACGAGAUCGUCGAACACUGCCGCGUUCAAGAGAUCGACUGGGCUCUGUACAAGCAAAAGACCGAGCUGAUCGGCUACCCCGUGCUGGGCAUCGUGCAGCAGCUCGUCGCCAACUGCAAAGAUGGUCUCGGCGAGUACUGUCACUGGGGCGCCACAACGCAGGAUAUCACUGACACCGCCACCGUCAUGCAGAUCCGCCAGUCGCUCACGCUCGUCAAGCAGAGACUCGACAGCAUCGUCUCGAGCCUCGAGCAUCUCGCCGAGCAGCAUCGCAACGUGCCCAUGGCGGCUCGUUCCAACCUCAAGCAGGCGGUACCGAUCACGUUUGGCUUCAAGAUGGCGCGCUUCCUCGCCACGUUCCGCCGACACCAGCAGCGUCUCGUCGAGCUCGAAAAGCGCGUCUACACGCUCGAGUUUGGCGGUGCAGCGGGCAACUUGUCGUCGCUGGGUGACCAGGGCAUUGCGACGCACGAUGCGCUUGCCAAGAUGCUCGACCUGGCGCCCGCCGAGAUUGCGUGGCACACGGAACACGACCGCUUCGCCGAGGUAGGUACCUUCCUCGGCCUGCUCACUGGAACGCUUGCCAAACUCGCCACCGACAUCAAGCUCAUGUCGCAGACCGAGGUGGGCGAGGUGGGCGAGCCGUUUAUCUCGAACCGCGGCUCGUCGUCGACGAUGCCACAGAAGAACAAUCCGAUCUCGUGUGUCUACAUUCACGCGUGUGCGGCGAAUGUGCGUCAGGGCGCUGCAGCGCUACUCGAUGCCAUGCAGUCUGAUCACGAACGUGGCACGGGUCCCUGGGAGAUCAUCUGGGUCCAGCUGCCACUCAUGAUGAACUGGACCUCGGCCGCUCUCAACAACGCCGACUUUGUCCUGCGCGGCCUCCAGGUGUUCCCAGACGCAAUGCAACACAACCUGGACCUCUCGAAAGGGCUCAUCGUCUCGGAAGCCGUCAUGAUGGGUCUCGGUAACACGCUCGGCCGUCAGUACGCACACGACGCCGUCUACGAAUGCUGUCGAACCGCGUUCGUCCAAGACAGACCGCUCCUCGACGUCCUCCUCGAAAAUCACGAGAUCGCCUCCAAACUAGACCGCACCGAGCUUGAAAAACUCUGUGAUCCCGCCAACUACCUCGGCCAGUGUUCGCAGUGGAUCGAUCGCGUGCUGUCUCGCCCAUCGUCGGCCUGA
Molecule: messenger RNA, 1482 nt
Organism: Mycosarcoma maydis (corn smut)
Lineage: Eukaryota; Fungi; Basidiomycota; Ustilaginomycetes; Ustilaginales
Exons: 1
Coding region: 1-1482 (493 amino acids)
Molecular function (GO): catalytic activity
Source: RefSeq, a predicted model, not a curated record